This is a messenger RNA of Coccidioides immitis RS, 303 nucleotides long. RefSeq lists its product as uncharacterized. The transcript is spliced from 2 exons. Lineage: Eukaryota; Fungi; Ascomycota; Eurotiomycetes; Onygenales; Onygenaceae. The coding region runs from base 1 to 303 and encodes 100 amino acids. The record is from RefSeq and is a predicted model, not a curated record.
AUGGCGAGCACGCAGGAUUCCUUGCGCACUGCUGAUCCGGUAGAGCAGAAUAAGCUUGGGGAGAUGCAGGAGCUUCACAACAUCGUCCAGUGUGCGCAAUCACUGACGUUCAAUUCAGACAAGUACGCGCCCGUAGGACGCCCUUGGAGUGUCAAGUGGUGGCAGACAUUUGAAGAUAUUGGGCAUACAAAGCCUAUCAGCCCCGAUGGAGUGAUUAAUUUGCUAAUGGUUGGGAUUCCAGAGUCGGCUGCUUCGGAAGGCCAAGAAGUUUUUGGUGUCUGGGAGCUUUUGCGAAAUGCCUAG